Molecule: messenger RNA, 629 nt
Organism: Symbiodinium necroappetens
Lineage: Eukaryota; Dinophyceae; Suessiales; Symbiodiniaceae
Source: the annotation of a GenBank genome assembly
GACAAUGUGUUGAAACCUGGAGCUCCAUAUCACGUUUGGAGAAUUUCUACAUUGCCACACUAUGCGACUGUUUCGAGGAUAUCAUCGAUUUGCGUGAAUUCGGCUCGGCACCUGUAGAGGAGUGGGGAAAGGACUGGAUGACAGUCUCAUGGGUCUCGCGCGGAAACAGCUAUGGAAAGCUUCCUGUCGACGUGCGUGAACUGAAUGAGCUGGCCCGGGAAUCUGAUAGGUUCAGGUUGAAAGCCAUGGCAGCAUCCAUGAAAGAUCUGGUCGGCGAUCCUCUCGACGAGUUCGCCAAGAAGUUCACGGAAGAGUUCGUGAAGCUUGGCAUUAGGACCAGCAUGUACGUGCGAACCGACAUCAUUGAUGGGUGCGCCGUGUCCAAACUGGUGCAGUUGGGGCCCGGUGAGACUCCUCCCUCCUGGGGUGGAGAGGAUCCCCGUGAUGAGAUUCAAGGUGGACAGUGGAAGGGCGUAGUCGGUGGAGUGCACUUCCGCGGAGAACGGCUGCAGAACGCCGAAAGACUGGGCUACCCUGGUACAGGUGGCGACUUCCACGGAUCUCUGCCUAAAUUACAUCUUGGGUGUGUGUGUGUGUUUGAGUUUGUGUGUGUGGGGUGGGCACCUUGA